AUGCUUAUAUCAUUACGUGUUAAGUGCUUCUUGGCAACACGAAGGGAUCCCGGGGAAAGUUCUAGCUCCAAUCCCGUGGAAAGGGAUCAGGAGCAAGUUGAGGAAGAUAUCUUAUUGCGUGAUUUGGUCCCACCAAGAGAGGGACAAGCGAGGGGGACUAUUGAUCCACCUUUUCAGAUGAAUAGGGAACAAAUUAGGUUAGCCAUUCAAGAGGCUAUUUUUGAUGCAUAUCGACCGACAGGUGCGUCAUCGUCACAGUUUGUGCCACCACCGGCUCCACCACCACCACCUCCGAAGACAAAUGAGCUAGAUGAUACUCUUUCUCACAUUGCCAGGUUCGUGAAGUUGAUGCCAACCUUGUUUGAGGGUGGUCCAGAUCCGCUUGUUGCGGACAGUUUCCUGGAUAAGGUGGAGAAGCAUAUUAAUGCCAUGAAUUUGGCAACGGACAAGUUGAAGAUCACAUUGGCGACUUACAAUUUUGUAGGCGAUGCUGAGAUUUGGUGGAAGACCGUUUCUCACACCCAUAAUCUGGAUACUAUGACAUAUGCUACAUUCAAGAAGUUGUAUUAUGAGAAGUACUUUCCAGUGCCUAAGCGGAGGGAACUAAAGAAGGAGUUUGAUGGGUUAAAGCAAGGAAGUAUGACAGUUACAGAGUAUGAAAACAAGUUUACAUCACUUUUGAGAUUUGCACCGGGAAUUGCUAAUGAUGAAGAAGAAAAGAUAGAGAAAUUUGUUGAUGGCCUUGAUCUUACCAUUAGGCCAAUUGUAGCUGCUUCAGAACCGACAGAGUAUGCAAAAGCAGUGCGAAAGGCUUUAGUGGUUGAGGCUGAGAGUAAGGACAACAAGGUUAUCAAGGAGUCCUACAAGCACAACAGGGGUAUGAGUACUUUCUCCGAAGGUCAAUCAAGUAAGAAGCAGAAGCAUGAGCAGUCAGGGUUCAGGGGACAGCAGCCAGUUAGAUCUGCACCCACAGCUUCAGUGUCCAUGGGGUCUUCUAGACCGAAUGUUACUUGUUUCAGAUGCGGGCAGUUGGGACAUUACAAGUCCCAAUGCACUCAGACACAGGUAGCUCGGAUGAUUUGUUUCAAGUGUGGGCAGCCAGGGCAUCACAAGUCCCAGUGUACUUAGAUUUAGGUGGCGUCUGGUGGAUGUUUCGGGUGUGGCCAGCCGGGCCAUAGGUGAAAGAUUGUCCACAGCGGGGCAGUGGUUUGGGCAGAGGUGGAGGUUCACAGCAGAGGCAGAUGCAGUCUGCCACAGUUCAGUCAGGGUUUCAACCACCACCACCACCUCAGCCGUCUCAGCCAGCUAUGUCAACCCAGAGUUCUCGACUUGGUAGGGGAGCUUCCUCGAGUGCACCUACUCAGCAGUCUGGCUAUCAGACAGGCAGUUCCCAGGGGCAGAGGACCCAGGGUCGCGUGUUUGCACUCACUCCAGCCAAGUCACCAUCCAGUUCUUCAGUUGUUAGGGGAUAUGGAAAAGAGGUGGCGGACAACGGUCCACCACAGGUUUAGAUGAGCUUGAAAACCCAUUCUAUUUUGUUAUCUUUUGUAUUAGACUCUAAUAUUUUGUAAAUGUAAUAUUAACUACCUUGUGACACUUUAGCUUAAUUAGUAUGAUGUUGUAAGUUAUGGACUUUUAAUUCUAGCUACAUUUUAUGGACAGUAAUUUGAUGUAACUUAAAUGGGUUCCAUGUUUGGAUGAGAUGGAGGAACGGGACUUUUGUAUGUAUGUAACUAUUUUGGGAAUGUAGUAUAAUAUUUGAAUUGUGCGUUGGGACAGGAUAAGUUAGAUUUAAGACCCAGUGAGGCCAUUGCAUUUAUUUUUUGUAUUUCUACAGGUUGUUGAGGGACAUUUUCUGUGGAAGUCAUGCCGAAAUUUUUAUAGAUUUUUAUUAUUAUUUUAGUAUCUUUUCGAGUCGUUACAUAUUUUAUGGUAUUGUUGAG
Messenger RNA from Cornus florida, 1943 nucleotides. RefSeq lists its product as uncharacterized. The coding region runs from base 1 to 1128 and encodes 375 amino acids. The transcript has 3 exons. Gene Ontology annotation, molecular function: zinc ion binding; nucleic acid binding. NCBI's taxonomy places the organism in Eukaryota, Viridiplantae, Streptophyta, Magnoliopsida, Cornales, Cornaceae. The record is from RefSeq and is a predicted model, not a curated record.